GAGGGCAGAUAUUGAGUGGGAAUACAUAGCCCCCCCCCGCCGCCUUUUUUUGUACAUAGUAGCCUACAGAAGGCACACACGAGAUUGCAAUUAAAAUAAUUUCCAAACUCACUGGGCUCACCUGAUUACUGCAUUCCUGUGGUCUCCAUUUCAGGUUAUUUCUACAAAGAGACAUUUCUAGAGACUACUGCUUAGUAGGGCCUGUUUUAAAAAGGUCUUUGUUCAGGUAAAAUAUAGGGUUCACUUGGUAAAUGGACAAUAGUGAAGUAGUGACAGAAACAAUGCAUGUUUUGUGGCAUCAUUUUAAAGGCUGCUCCAGUCUGGAGCAUUUUCCUGAAGUAACAGAUUACCUGUAAUCAAUGCAUAAUAGAGAUAAAGCCUAAUUCUUUCUGGGAGUUGGAAUGUGGAGAACAUUUCUUUUCAUCUUGAAUUGAUAUAAUGAAUAGACCCUUGUAAACAUAUCCUGUAGCCUAAUUGUUGCUCUGCAAGUUAAGCACUGUUAAACACAUAGAAGUAGUCUUUGCAACUCAAUCUGAUACAUCUGGUCAGAAUAAUUAGCUAGGGAAAGGCCUAUGAAAGGUGAAAAAUCUGGAUAUAAAGCAGCAGUAGAUAAAAGCCCACAGCACCCUUGCUGACAAACAGUGGAGACAGCUGGGGACCAAAGUCAACAAUGAAGCUCUUUGUGUCUAUUAUACUUCUGCCAUUUGCAAGUAUGGUUGUAACAACCCCUGUCAGAGCCCAAAGACAAAAUGUAUUAAGUCUCCUAAAUGAUGCACUUGCACCAACGACCGAAAAGACCAUACCUGCAAUCAUAACAGAUGCAUUAAAAGACAGCCAUGAGAUCGUGAUUCCUAACGCUGUGGAGAAAGAUAAGGCACCAUCAAGGAGGAACACAGGAGUAGACCAAGACAAUAUGAGGCCGAUGGAUAUGAGCAGCAGGCUGGUUUGGGACCAGGGGAGCAGAGAGCACAGUGGGCCACACAGGCCACACCAAGCAAGCAGAGAGCGGACUGAUCUUAACAGUGAGGAAGGAAUGAUGGUGUAUGCUCAGGAGGCUGAAAAUUUGCCAGGAAAGCAAGUUAUCCAUUUAAAUGAAGACCAAGUGACUGACAGUGACAGUCUAGAAACUAUUGUCCAAAGAAAGGCAACACCAGGAAGAGCUAAUGGAUUAAAUGGUAUGUUGGCCCCAGGCCCAAGCAAAAAACUGCUGGAUUGGGAUAGUUUGGAAGAAAACAGACCUGCUCCAGUGGGCAACAGAGGAGAUACAGACUAUGAUGAAACCAGAGAAUUUAUCAGCUCAGAAACUUCUCCAAUUGCACCUCCAGAGCACAUGCCCCGUAGCUUGUCAGUUCCAGCCAAGAGCUGAGCCUCCUGACGAUCAUACGAAGGUCUGUUUCCUCAGCAUUUGAAUCAGACAAAAGUUUUGUCAAAUGCUUAUGUCUCUGUUCACCCAGCCUGGCUUUGGAAACAACUCCACGACAUGCUGUUAAAUACAUGUUUACCACAUAAUGCACAUUUAAAUGCGUUACAUUUCAUUUUUAUCUAAUUAGAAGAUGAAAUGGUUUCCUAGAUCUUGCUUUGUUGUUCAUCUGGCAUGAAUGUAAUGUUGAAAACCAGUUGUUUUUUCCUCUCUUUCUUUAAGAUUCUAUUACUUCCUCAUAAUGAGUCAGGGUCCGCUAUCUGUUGAGUCAUAGGAGGCAGACAUGCUGCAUCCAAAUACAGUUGCUUCUGGGACUUUUUCAUCCAAUUUUAGAUUUUUACAUGUAUUGUUUUGGUAUGUGAUCAUGUGAACAAAUUUAAGAAAUAAAGAGGUUUUGUGUUAGGCUUA
Molecule: messenger RNA, 1828 nt
Organism: Micropterus salmoides (largemouth bass)
Lineage: Eukaryota; Metazoa; Chordata; Actinopteri; Centrarchiformes; Centrarchidae
Exons: 7
Coding region: 671-1366 (231 amino acids)
Source: RefSeq, a predicted model, not a curated record